AUGGCGGAGAAUAGCGACAUGAUGGAGAAGAUGCUGAAGAUGAUCGAAGUGACGCAACAGCAAAUGCAGUUGCAGGCAACUCGGCAUCAAGAAUCGAUUGACAAGUUGAUCAAGUCCAUGUCAUCUGGAAAGAUCAAUGGCAAUCCGGGAACGGUGAGCCAAAGCGAGUCAAACGUGUCGCAAUCACAGCUGAUAAAUGUGAUCAGCGGCAGGAUUUCACAGUUCCAGUUUGAUCUGGAAACGGAGAAGACGUUUUCGAGGUGGUAUGAACGGCACGGAACUACGUUCGACCAAGACGGAAAAGAUUUGCCGGAUGAGGCGAAAGUUUCGUUGCUUGUGAGUAAACUUUCGGACGAGGUGUAUGAACAGUUUUCUAAGCGGAUCUGUCCGAAGAAACACGCUGAAAUGAAGUUUGAGGAGACUGUCGGACUUUUGAGGAAGAUGUUUGACGUGAAGAAAAGUAUUUUUUCCCACAGAUUUGCGUGCAUGAACGUGCAUGAACGGGACGGUGACUCGACGGUCGAGUACACCAACAAGGUGAACGCGAUGUGCGAAGCAGCAAAUCUGGACAAGAUCGACAUCGACGGAUGGAAAGUCCUCUUCUGGCUAAAAGGGUUAGAUGGGUCGAAAGACAAGGCUAUCCGGGCAUAUUUCAUAAAAUAUGUGGAACAGAAGUGGGGAAAAGAAGAAACUGUCACGAUAAACGACCUGUGCGAAGAGUGGCAGACAGCGGACAGACAGAAUUGUGUGAUUUCUGAGAUGGAGAAGAGUAAGCUGGCUGUAAGAGCGGUACACUCCAGAGGAAACGGAAAGGGAAAGCAGAACAGAUCGUUCAGGGGGAAAAGAGGAAGCUUGUUGGAAUUGUGCUUCGGCAAAAAAAAAUUCACCCGAUCCCGAUUGACAUCAAGGGGUUUUUAG
This is a messenger RNA of Caenorhabditis sp. 36 PRJEB53466, 918 nucleotides long. The record is from the annotation of a GenBank genome assembly. NCBI's taxonomy places the organism in Eukaryota, Metazoa, Nematoda, Chromadorea, Rhabditida, Rhabditidae.